This is a messenger RNA of Amyelois transitella, 1880 nucleotides long. RefSeq names its product probable Golgi SNAP receptor complex member 2 (gene Membrin). The record is from RefSeq and is a predicted model, not a curated record. Gene Ontology annotation, cellular component: late endosome membrane; Golgi apparatus; ER to Golgi transport vesicle membrane. The transcript has 4 exons. Gene Ontology annotation, molecular function: SNAP receptor activity; SNARE binding. Gene Ontology annotation, biological process: vesicle-mediated transport; vesicle fusion. Bases 120 to 749 code for a protein of 209 amino acids. NCBI's taxonomy places the organism in Eukaryota, Metazoa, Arthropoda, Insecta, Lepidoptera, Pyralidae.
UUUUAUUUACGUAGGUAAAUAAUGUUUUGAUAAAAUAAAACUUGAUGGAAUGAAAUAACUUUUAACAUUUUAAAACAAUUUUCAUUAAAUAUCUUAAGAGAAUAUAAGUAUUAAAGAAAAUGGAAGCAUUGUAUCAUCAGACGAGUCAACUUAUCCAAGAGACUUCCGAUUUAUUCCUUAAAUUGGAAAACGACCCAGACCGAUGUCAAGAAACUGAAGAUGCAAUUCAGACAAAAAUUAAUGCAAUAAGUUCAAAUUGUGAGAAGUUGGAUAUUUAUGUAUAUAAAACACCAAUAAAUCAAAGACCAAUGGCAAAAAUGAGAGUAGACCAGUUAAAAUAUGACAAUAAACAUAUACAGGCUGCAUUAACAAAUUCGCAAAAUAAGAGGAAAAGGAGGGAGCAGGAACGUUUAGACCGGGAACAAUUGUUAAGCAGAAGGUUUGGCCACGAUCAUACAGAAAUUAAUGUGGAUUUCUUGGCACAGGAGAGAAACUCUUUGCACAAUUCUCAUAGGAAUGUUGAUGACAUGCUACAUACUGGAUCCAGCAUUCUGGAUACGCUUAAGAGCAACAGGGAAACCCUAAAGGGAGCUCACAGGCGCCUGAUUGACCUAGCAAAUACUCUGGGUCUUUCGAAUGCUACUAUUUCUUUGAUAGAACGGCGAGUGGCGCAGGACAAGUACGUGUUGUUCGGCGGAAUGUUCGUGACUAUAACGGUAAUCGUCUUGGUAAUUAUUUACUUGACGUAGUAACUGUCAUCAAUAACUAAUGAUUUAUAUAAAUGAACUAUGUGCGCGUAUUUGACAAUAUUAUUAUAUAUAAAUAUGUAAAGGGCAGAUAAAUCGGAAUAACCUAAGACAAUAGAAAUCCUAUUAUUUUGCUUGAAACUAUAGGAAUGAUGUAUCGCCGUGUUGCAUGACAAUCAUCAGUUUUGAUGUCACCAGUAUUUAUCACUUCUAGUCUUAUAUUAUUCCGAAUUCUGUGGUAAGGGUUUAAAAAAUACAAGAUUUUUGUGCUGGCUAUUCUUACAUUGGCAUAGAGUUGCCAUAAUCUUUUGUUAUUUUUCACUUGACUUGUCCCCGUUUCAAACCUGCUGUUCAUUUAUAUUCCUGCAGCAACUUCUGUCCUAGCACAGCCUGCCUAGCACAUUGAUUGUGAUACGCAAAAGUGCUUAUUCCCUUGAUUUAAAAGACCUUAAGGGUAAGUACAUGGAGUAGGCCUAUUUAAAAGUGACAUUGGAAUGUCAAAAUAUUUUGUUCGCCCUUACGACCUAAAGUCGUCAAAAGCUUCAGACAAAGACAAGUGAAAAAUAACAAUAGAUUAUGGCAACCCUAUGCCAAUGUAAGUAUAGCCAGCACAAUGAUAUAUAUAAUAUAAUUGUAUGGAAUAUCUUCUUUUUCCUCCUGGGUAUAAUCUCGUUUAGAUCCUCACCUCUCUGGAGAGGAGCCCAGGGUAAGCCCCUUGAAAAUGGAACCUAGAUUGUGCGGACCAGGUUUUUACACGAAUAUUCUGAAUAAAAUAUAUUUGUAUUGUAACUAGCAUCUGACCUCCGUAUAUAUAUUUCUAUAAAAUAUCAACAGCUUAAAAUGGAUAAAGGUAUAGAAGUUUUUAUUUUUACCUGCUUCGUUUAUAAUGUGGUUUUUUCUUCGAAGCCCUAAUUUUUAUACUUAAAUUUGCUUUCCAUACUCAGAGGAACUUAAUAUUCCAUCCAAAUCUUUCCUCUUUUAUUUUUAAAUUCCGUUUCAAAUCACCCUAUGUAAAGUUACAUUCCUAUAAAUAUAAAGUUGCAAAAUAUUAAGCCUAAUUCAUGAAUAUGUGUAAAUUUUAUUGUAAAUAUUUUGUUAAAGUAUUUGUAUGUAAUAAAUCAUUUUGUAUGUGUU